Sycon ciliatum is the source of this 970-nucleotide messenger RNA. RefSeq lists its product as uncharacterized. The transcript has 4 exons. Bases 146 to 523 code for a protein of 125 amino acids. The record is from RefSeq and is a predicted model, not a curated record. Lineage: Eukaryota; Metazoa; Porifera; Calcarea; Leucosolenida; Sycettidae.
AAAUCACAACGAACGAACUUUCGAACCACGUAACGUUUGCCACUCUCAGUUCUAGCUAGACCUUCUUCUCAGUUUGGAUUUCUUUGUGGUUGUGCUGGCCGUCGGAGUUCGAGUGAACGUGGAUUGACUCAUUUUCUUCGACAACAUGUCUUCGGUUCAUAUCCGUUGUGGCAACUGCAACACCGUUCUGGUUGUUCCUCCUGGACAUGCUGGUGUCAUCAGCUGUGGAGCGUGCAAAACCAAUCUUCAGGUUUCAGCACCAGCCAACCCACCAGGAUACAAUGCAGUGCCGGCCAAUGUGACCGUGGCCACCAGCAGUGCGCCCUGCCCCGGAACCACCACCAUUGUCACCACCCACGGUGGAUGCCAUCGGUGUGGCGGCCCUAUGGGGCCUGAGAGGUGGACCCUUACGGCUUGGCUCCUUUGCUUCUUCUUCUUUCCAUGGAACUUCUGCAUCCCUGGCUGCCAGCCCAGCGAGGCGUACUGCUCUUCCUGCGGUCACUGCCAACACUAUGAUCUAUAAGCUGAGAGGCUGACCGUGUGAAAGAAUUCAAUUGCUGUGUGACGUGGACCUUGCUCUGAUACAUGUGACCACUGAGAAUGGGCCUAAUGGAGACUGCGGUUUGUGUUCUGCAAUUGCGAUACGUUGAGAUCAAUUCUGUCUGCCUCUAGCUCCGGGCGUGAGGCUCUGUGCACAUCUUGCUGGUGCAAAUACCUUUCCUAGUUCACUCACGUGUGAAUCUGUGCUGGCAGCGUAGUUGUGCCCGCAUUUAUUUUUUAUCAAUAUAUUUAUGGUGUAUUCCAAUACAAGUACACGGAAAAGCUCCUUGCCAUUGUGAAAAUCCUUUACCGUCGUGUCGUUUUUUCUCUAGUCUUUACCUGUGCCUAUACAUUACUGUAUUGGUUCCAAUGCAUUAUAUAUUUUUUUGUAAUCAAUCUGAAUUCCAGCUUGUAGUGUAGCUGGCUAGCA